AUGUUCGCAACCCAAUCCCCCCAAACCCCCUUCCGCCAAACCCACUACACCCCAGCACGACCCUCUCCGCUAGGCCAACGCACAAACACCACACCCCCAUGGACAAUGUCCCCCACGCGCAGUUUCCACAAGGGCCCUGAGUCCGGAACCCUAUUCUCCAACUCCCCAGUCACCUUCCCCCAACUCAACAUCCAGACCGAGCCAAUCGCACGACACACCCAGAACCACCACUCCCCAGUCCCCAUGCACUUCAACGCGUCAGCAUCCACCACGCCAACCUUCUCCCCGAAUACCUUCUUCGCCGGUCAACCCCCGUCUUCGCCGACUUCGCCGUCCCGCGCAAAGCCUAAAUACGAAGCGCGGUUUGCAAACACGAUUGCCAAUCCGAUGAGGAACGCGGCAGGGCUGGCGCGCUCGAAGACGCGCAGGAUGUUCCUUAAUCGCGUGCGCGAUGAGCGGGAUUCGGGGCGCUUUGAGGCGCGCGGGGAGCAGAUGAUGCAUAUGGAGCAUCUUGCUGAUCGGCGGCGGUGGGAGGAGAGUAUGGCGCGGGAUGGGGAGGGUGUUGUUGGGGGGAUGGAGAUUGGGGAGGAGGAUGAUAUGCUUCCUGAUGAUGCGGAUGCGCUUGAUGAGUUCAUUACGCAGGAAGAGGCUAUGGAGAUGGCUCUGAGGGAGACGCAGACUGGGAUUCCUGGGCGUGUGGAGCAAUUGCGCAAUGCGCCGAAUGUCCCCUUCAGUGAUGAUGAUUAUGAUGAUAUCUUUAUGGAAUUGUCGGAGCCUCAGGGCCAUCAGUCUCAGGAUAUGGAUAUGUCGUGA
This is a messenger RNA of Penicillium paradoxum, 813 nucleotides long. RefSeq lists its product as uncharacterized. NCBI's taxonomy places the organism in Eukaryota, Fungi, Ascomycota, Eurotiomycetes, Eurotiales, Aspergillaceae. The transcript has 2 exons. Bases 1 to 813 code for a protein of 270 amino acids. The record is from RefSeq and is a predicted model, not a curated record.